This is a messenger RNA of Lasiosphaeria miniovina, 1554 nucleotides long. Its product is annotated as major facilitator superfamily-domain-containing protein. Gene Ontology annotation, molecular function: transmembrane transporter activity. The record is from RefSeq and is a predicted model, not a curated record. Gene Ontology annotation, biological process: transmembrane transport. NCBI's taxonomy places the organism in Eukaryota, Fungi, Ascomycota, Sordariomycetes, Sordariales, Lasiosphaeriaceae. The transcript is spliced from 3 exons. Gene Ontology annotation, cellular component: plasma membrane. The annotation marks the transcript as partial.
GAUCAGGAGGAGAAGGAGGAGAAGCGGCAGACGACAGUGGCGGUUCUGUCGCUUGGGGCCAUACUCUUCCUUACAGCCCUCGACGUAACCAUCAUCUCGACCGCAGUCCCGCGCAUCGCCGACGAGUUCGGGUCCGCGCUGGGUUACACGUGGGUGGGGAGCGCCUAUGUGCUGGCUCACGCGGCCGUUGUCCCCGUGUGGGGCCGCAUGUCCGACAUCUUCGGCCGUAAGCCCGUCGUGCUCGCCGCUCUCGCCGCGUUUGCCCUCGGCUCCCUGCUGUGCGGCGUCGCCGUGUCGAUGGCCAUGCUCUUGGCUGGUCGUGCCGCUCAGGGCGUCGGCGCCGGCGGUGUGCUUACUUUGGUGUAUGUGUGUAUUUCCGACCUCUUUUUGCUGCGCGACCGCCCCUUUUACUUCGGUGUCAUGGGUCUGGUCUGGGUGCUUGCGUCUGCCAUAGGACCUGUCUUGGGUGGUGUUUUCACUGGCCUUUUGACUUGGAGAUGGUGUUUCUAUAUCAAUCUCCCCAUCUGCGCCAUCGGGUUCAUCGCAAUCCCGUUGGCCCUCAAGUUAGACAACCACCGGACGCCUCUUCGGCAAGGCCUUUUAGCUAUCGACUGGAUUGGGAGCUCUACCGUCGUCGGCGGCACCAUCGUCCUCCUGCUCGGCCUCGAGCUAGGGUCUGUCACCGGUCGGUGGAACUCGCCUAUAGUUCUUGGCCUCGUACUGUCAGGCGUCUCCCUGCUUGGCCUCGCCUGUGUCCAUUUCUCACUCCCCCGACUCACACGUACACGAUACCCCCUGAUCCCCCUCAGCCUCUUUGCAAACCGCUCCAACUGCGCAGCAUUUGGGGUAGCCUUCAUGCACGGUUUCGUCCUCAUCUCAGCAAGCUACUGGCUCCCCCUCUACUUCCAGGCCGUGCUGGGCGCCACCGCGUUCCAGUCUGGCGUCUAUCUGCUCCCCUAUGCUCUAUCGCUAUCCCUAACAUCGGCCGCAGCCGGCUGGGCUAUCCGGAAAACAGGGAGCUACCUAUGGCUAGUCAUCAGCGCCAUGGCGGUAACAGUGCUGGGCUUCGGGUUACUGGUAGAUCUGAGCCUGGAACCGACUAUCCCGAUUAAAGCGAUUCUCUACCAGCUCGUGGCUGGCGCGGGCAUCGGCCCCAACUCCCAAGCCACGCUCAUAGCAAUCCAGACGGCCAUCCCGCCCCAGGAGACGGCAGCGGCAACUUCGAUGUUCAUCUUCACGCGACAGAUGGCCACGGCUAUAUCCAUCGUCAUUGGUGGUGCCGUAUUCAGCAGCGAAAUGCAGCGCCAGUCAGAGGCUAUUGCAGCCGCCUUUGGCCCCGGGUCGGACCUGGCCGAUAUGCUUUCGGGACGCCAUGCGGCGGCGAACGCUGGGCGUGUUGCACAGCUGGUAGGUGAUGAGGGCGAUGUAGCCCGCGAAGCAUACAGUAUUGCCUUACGGCACAUGCGUAUCGUGUACGCCGCCUGUGCGGGGGCUGGCUUGCUUUUGAGCGUGUUUAUCCGUCAUCGGAGGCUUAGUGAAGAAGAACCUGAACAU